Molecule: messenger RNA, 4208 nt
Organism: Xiphophorus hellerii (green swordtail)
Lineage: Eukaryota; Metazoa; Chordata; Actinopteri; Cyprinodontiformes; Poeciliidae
Gene: fhdc4
Product: FH2 domain containing 4
Exons: 12
Coding region: 229-2739 (836 amino acids)
Source: RefSeq, a predicted model, not a curated record
CAGACUUAGCUGUUCUGGGAAGGCGUGGGAUAUCAUGGAAGUGACUUACCUAGGCGUGUCGUCAAACACGCAGUACAUUUCGACACUCUCCUCGCCAUAUCCAAGUUAAUGUUAACUCGGCGCUCCUUAGGUUUCAACAGGAGGGUCGCAAGGAAGGAUAAUGGGACUGCUUCAUAUAGGCACUAACAUGAUCAUUAAGGCUCCCUAAACCUGCUGAGACCUUCAAAGAUGCAAGCAGCAAAUCCUCCCGCUCCACCACCACCUCCUCCACCGCUACCGCCACCUCCUCCACCACCACCUCCAGCUCCUGGACUUCCCCAGCAUGGAGCUGGCCUCAUGGAUUGGGGAGACCGCCGGCGGUCCAGGAUGCGCAAUUUUAACUGGGAAGCUCUUCCCAAACACAGCGUGAUUGGAAAGCAUAACAUAUGGACAUCAGAUAAGACCGAUGGCCAGUAUGAGCUGGACACGGAUCACAUGGAGGAGUUGUUUAGUCACAAACAUGGUCAGCAACAUCCAAAGGCCCUGAACCGCUUAAGUGUGAGGGGGCAGCUACCUUCUGGCACUGGAGGAGAGAUGGUUACCAUCCUCGGCUCCAAAAGAAGCAUGAACAUCGGAAUAUUCCUGAAGCAGUUUAAGCGCCCUGUGAAGGAUCUGAUUCAGGACAUUCAGUCGGGAAAUGGGCUCAGUUUUGGCACAGGAAAACUGCGGGAAAUGUGCAAGUUGCUGCCAGAUGAAGGGGAGAUGAAGCAGUUGGUUGGUUUUAAAGGUGACCCAUCAGCCCUCCCUGAAGCUGAUCUGUUUAUGCUAAUGCUGAUAAAGAUGCCCAGUUAUGAGGAGCGCCUGAGCUGCUUGGUGCUGAAGGAGGAAUUCUUCACUCUCAUGAAGGAAAUAAGAGGAUUCAUUGGUACGCUGACAGAAGCUGGAAAAGAGCUGUUGGAGUGUGAUAAUUUACACUCUGUCAUUCGCUUGGUGCUGAAAACAGGAAAUUACAUGAAUGCUGGGGGCUACGCAGGCAGUGCAGUUGGCUUCCGUAUGUCAUCUCUCCUGAAGUUGGCAGAUACCAAAGCAAACAAACCUGGAAUGAAUCUCAUGCAUUAUGUUGUGAUGCAAGCAAAGAAGGUAGAUGUGGCACUGCUGAAAUUUCCAGACCAACUCAAACACAUUGAAGCUGGAUCAAGGAUAAUUAAAGGUGACAUUGAAGCUGAGAUUGAAAGACAGAAGAAGAAAGUACAAGUCGCCAAAGCAGACACUUUGAAACAGGAAGACCUAAAAGAGCAGAUGGAGGGUUUUCUAAAGAAAGCUGAUGUUUGUUUGGAAGAAGUAGAGACUCAUUUUGAAGAACUUCAGGCUGUAAGUGACUCUGUGGCUGAGUACUUCUGUGAAGACUCCAAGACUUUUAAGCUGGAGGAAUGUUGUUCUAUCUUUAAUUCUUUCUGCCAAAGGUUUAUCCGGGCUGUGCAGGAAAACAAGGCCAGAGAGAUGGCAGAGAUGAAACGGAAACACAUCGAUAGAUUAGAGAAUGCAGCCAAGCGCCGUUCCACUGCUACCUGUUCAAGUAGAGACAAGGAAAUGGAGGGAAUUGCAUUAGAGUGUGUUCUUCAAAACGCCCUAACUAAUCGCGUCUCUAGGAAGAAACUGGGGAAGCCUUCAUCAACCAAUGAAAGCCCCACAAGAGGGAGUCCAGUUAAUGGGAGCUUGUCAGAAAUCAAUUCUCAGACAAACUUUUCAAAUGGAACGCUACACCAUCGGAACACUUUCAGAGCCAAAGAUAUGGUCAAAAAAGAGUGGAAUUCUGCAUUUGAGCUCACAGAGAACUUUCCACAAAAACAAGAACAGUCACAUGUUCAAGAGAAUAACUCUAAGAACAUAGCUACCUUCGAAGAAAAGACAAAACCGUUGGACAAAGUGUAUUCCCAGGAUUCAGCGAGCCAAUCUAAAACAACCCACACUCUUCCCAAAAUUAGAUCUAUCUCUGCCACUUCUGAAGAUGAUGAAGAGGAAGAUAUACAAGACAAUAAUGAGGAAGAGGUCCAAAAGUUGCGUGAAGCCGCUAGGAAGGUUUUGAAGUACCAGAACAGUCGUGGAAGUUCUUCCUCUGUGGAUCACUCUCUGGAAAACCAGAAAUCCCCUCCUGUCAAGAAGACCUUGGCUCGCCAGUUCACCUUUGACGAGGAAACGCAAAGAUAUCCUGGAGACCCAACUCAUGAGGAUUUGAUUCAGUUUUUGCUUGGCCCACAGUCCUCCACAAAACACAAUCUUGGCCGCCGACACACUGUUCCUACUAAAGUUUCUAAAACGCAAAAAGAGAAAGAAAAUGCGCAGCCUCAGUCUUCAUCUAGAAGUCCAAAUCCUUUGGCACAAAUCAAGGAACCCCAGCAAAGACAGGAUGUUGAAGACACACCUUCAAAAGAGGCAUUUGAUUUCACUGACAUUUCAAACAAGAUAAAAAAAUCUCAUAGUCUGGAUCAGAAUUCUCCAUUGGCAGGAAAGAAAAAUAAACCAAGCGAUUCCUUGGACCAAGUUUCAGAAACAGGGCUUCAGGAAAACCAAGGACAAACAUCAAUGGAGUGCACAGAGAGCCACCAACACACUAAUGUUGAAAACAUUCUUCCCAGGAGCGUGUGGUUAAAGACUGAGGGCUCUGGAUUUUUUUUCAGUUUCUUAAGACGCCUUGGAGACAUAAGCAAAUCACCAAGCAGCAAAGAAGCUGCUCCUAAUACCACAGAUUCAAGUGUGUAGGCUUUAUAUUCAAAAAUUAUGGGAAUGGUUGUAUUAAUUUAAAAUGUAACUCAUGUGUUACUUAAUCAGACAUUAAUAUAGUUGAUUUGUUGUUAUAUUAUAAUAGUGUAGCUUUUUAAUUUUUGAUCUUGAUAGAAAGGUAAAGAUAUGAAAGGAAGUUGUGAAAAAUUGUUUGGGGAAUGUUUUAUUAAGAGAAGACAUUUCGCAUGUUUUACCACUAGAUGGCGAGAGUUAACAUUGAUUGGGUUGAAUAUAGAUUCAUUGAAACUUUGCAGGUAGUUUGUAAGUUGAUUGCUAAAAGAGAGGGAGACACACAGACUGCAAGAUAUUUACAUCUAUUUUAAAAAGAAUUGUUACAUUUUUGUUUUAUUACAUUUUUACAUUCAAUCACAUGUUAGAUAAAUUUUAAAAGACUUACAUUGUGUGUCUUGGUCUGGGAAAAAAAGCAAUAACGGAACAGAAAGUACAGAGAAAGUGAUGAGAAGGUCAAAGUUAAGAGAUUCUGACAUUGAGAAAUGAAAGUAUGUUAGGAAUUUUAUUUGUUUAUUUAUUGUUUUUCUUUAGUGAUUGUGUGCAAUGUCUGCUUGUUUACAGUUUGGCUAAUUUGACAUGGAAUUAUGAUUUUAUUUGUAAGCUCUCAUUCCUCUGAUUCUCAGCCUCUGGUUGCUGUUGAAGCUCAGUAAAGGAGCAGCCGCUUGUCAUUUCUCUCAGUCACGCUGAAUUCAGCUAUUGUUUUUAUGUGAAAUGGGUCAGUGUUACAAAGGCUGUCUGUAUCUGAGCAGAGCUGAAUGAGGGCCAGUAUCUGUCAAAGAAAAGAAUGCAGAUUCUAACUUGAGAAGAUAUGUUUAAUAUUGUUACAAAAACUUUGACACUGUUAAAAUUACAACAGAACCUGUUGUCAUACAGAACAGCUCAAUUACACCCUCUUUGUCCUCCUUUAAUUUGGAAAAAAGGCAAAAGCUCACAGAAGCCCCAAUCUUUUGUGACAUACAUGGCAGUUACUCAUUUAUGUUGAACUUUUUUGGAUAUCUCACCGUCUAACAUAGAAUAUAGAACCUUUUUACUAUUAUUUGCUGGUUCCAAUUAUGCGCAAUGAUGCAAUGAAAAUGAGUAAAAUAUUUGGAUUUAUCAGACUCAUAGCUGUUACUGUUUCUUUGAAAAAAAUUAUUUAAAUGACUGUGAAAUAUCAACUUUAAAAUUAUAAAAAAUGAAAACAUUGUGUGCCAUUUUAUCUUUGUAACUCUUUCUAUAUGUAGAAAUAGGUCAUUUAGAAAAUAGGAUUUGUGUGCAUGAAUAAACAGGAGUCAUGUCUAGUCUCCAGCUUACUGUAUUUAUGUAUAUUUAUGAUCAGAAAUUCCAUACAGAUUUGUACCUUCAUUCAAAAUGUUAAUAUAAUUAUUUAAUACUAUGUAUAAUAUGUGAUUAUUUUUUUAAUUGAGUUUGAUUUAUUAAAGAUGUGUAAACAGAAA